UAAAGCUGAUCCUUUAUCGUAUGCUUCACGUGCAUAUAGAGAUUAUUUAAUCGGACAUUGUUUACGUAUUUUAACCGGUACUGUUGGAGAUGCUCAUUUAUCUUCAAUAUUAGAAUAUGGACAAACUAUUAUGGCUUCUGCUGGAAUAGAUGCUGGAUUUUUAUGUACUGACAAAGUUACAGUUACACAUUGCGAAGAUGAAAUUGGAUUAUGGCGGGGAGCAGUUAUAUAUCUAGCAGCAUGUUGGAGAUUGAAAGAAGACGAUUCACAAGCAUGGAGCAUUGUUGAAAGCAAAUUUCCUUAUGAGAAAUGUUAUCAACUUUGCAAUAAUAAUAAUAGUAUUAGUCCACUACCAUAUAUUGUUUUAAAUGCUUUGCAAGCAGCAAAAGCGACUACUAAAUCAGUCUCUAUGCGUUUUAUUGAUCAGGCAGGAAUAUUGCUUGAACAAUGUUUGGUUUAUUAUAAUUGCAAGCAACAGUCAUCCCAAAACGUUUUGGUAAGAUAUUUAAAUAUUAUGUUUAUAAUAUAUUAAUAUAUUCAAUUCUUU
Messenger RNA from Bombus pascuorum, 547 nucleotides. RefSeq lists its product as uncharacterized. The coding region runs from base 131 to 532 and encodes 133 amino acids. Lineage: Eukaryota; Metazoa; Arthropoda; Insecta; Hymenoptera; Apidae. The transcript is spliced from 2 exons. The record is from RefSeq and is a predicted model, not a curated record.